This is a messenger RNA of Gadus morhua (Atlantic cod), 3200 nucleotides long. It is a transcript of the gene kifap3a, whose product is annotated as kinesin-associated protein 3a. The transcript is spliced from 20 exons. The record is from RefSeq and is a predicted model, not a curated record. Gene Ontology annotation, biological process: cilium organization; microtubule-based movement. Gene Ontology annotation, molecular function: kinesin binding. Gene Ontology annotation, cellular component: ciliary transition zone; axoneme; kinesin II complex. Bases 113 to 2482 code for a protein of 789 amino acids. NCBI's taxonomy places the organism in Eukaryota, Metazoa, Chordata, Actinopteri, Gadiformes, Gadidae.
UCUAGUUGAUCAGCUGACGGUGCAUGCUGGGAGACCGUCGCCCCCCUGGCAACACCAGAAAGAUAAACACCAACACACUUGCGUUUGCGCUGAAGGAAAAAAUAGUCUUGAAAUGGAAAAAAUGCAGGCUGAAGACGCGCGGUAUCUGAAAAGGAGGGUGAGGAGCAGCGGUCUGGACGUGCACCCCACUGAGAGAGCCCUGGUGGUGCAGUACGAGGUGGAGGCGACCAUCCUGGGAGAGCUGGGUGAUCCGAUGGUCGGCGAUCGCAAGGAAUGCCAGAAAAUCAUCCGGCUGAAGAGUCUGAACUCCCACACAGACAUCGCGUCACUGGCCCGGAAGGUGGUGGAAGAAUGCAGACUCAUCCAUCCAUCCAAACUCCUGGAGGUGGAACAGUUACUGUACUACCUGCAGAACCGCAAAAAUGACAAGCCAGAAAAGCAUCAGCUUUCCACCAGGAACCUUACCCAGUACGCAGGAGUGGAGCUGGACGAGGAGGCCAGUAUCAGCAGCAUUGAGGAGUACGUGGAGCUCCUCUAUGAAGACAUCCCGGAGAAGGUGCGAGGGGCCACCCUUAUUCUGCACCUGGCCCGUAACCCUGACAACCUGGAAGAGCUCAUGCAGAACAAGACGGCCCUUGGAGCCCUCGCCCGGGUCCUGAGGGAGGACUGGAAGCAAAGCGUUGACUUGGCAACGACCAUCAUCUACGUGUUCUUCCACUUCUCCAGUUUCUCCCAGUUCCACGGCCUGGUGACCCACUAUAAGAUGGGAGCUCUGUGUAUGAACAUCGUGGAACAUGAGCUGAAGCGCUACGACCUCUGGCAGGAAGAGCUUCAGAAGAAGCAGAAGGCCAGCCACGACGACCCCGAGAACCAGACUGCAAAGAAGGAGUGCGAGAAAUCUCUGAAAAAGUACCAGAGUCUACUGGUCAAGCAGGAGCAGCUUCUAAAAGUGGCUCUGUUCCUGCUGCUGAACCUGGCAGAGGACACGCGCACCGAGCUCAAGAUGAGGAACAAGAACAUCGUCAGCAUGCUGGUGAAGAUCCUGGAGCGCCACGGAGAGGAGGUGCUGGUGCUCGCAGUGGCCUUCCUCAAGAAGCUCUCCAUCUUCCUGGAGAACAAGAACGACAUGGCGGAGAUGCAGGUGGUGCAGCGGCUGGCCCUGUUGGUGCCCUGUGACAGCCUGGAGCUCCAGAACACCACCCUGAGGCUGCUCCUCAACCUGUCCUUCGACACGGGCCUCCGCAGCCAGAUGGUGCAGGCCGGCCUCAUCCCCAAGCUCUCCUCCCUGCUAGCUGACGAGGGCCAGAGACAGCUGAGCAUGUUCAUUCUGUACCACAUCAGCGUGGACGACAGAUUCAAGUCCAUGUUUGCCUACACGGACUGCAUACCCCAGAUAAUGAAGAUGGUGUUUGAGUGCGGUGAGGACCGGAUGGACACUGAACUCAUCUCCUUCUGCAUCAAUCUCGCCGCCAACAAAAGGAACGCACAGGUCAUCUGUGAAGGGAAUGGACUGAAGAUGUUGAUGAAGAGGGCUUUGAAGCUCAAGGACACUCUCAUGAUGAAGAUGAUCAGGAACUUGUCUCAACACGACGGGCCCACCAAGAGCCUCUUUAUAGACUACGUUGGUGACCUGGCCGCCCAGAUCAGCGAGGAGGAGGCAGAGGAGUUUGUGAUCGAGUGCCUGGGCACCUUGGCCAACCUCACGGUAGCUGAUCUGGACUGGGAGCUGGUCCUGAAGGAGUACCACCUGGUGCCCUACCUGAAGGACAGACUCAAGCCAGGCUCGGCCGAGGACGACCUCAUCCUGGAGGUGGUGAUCAUGAUCGGCACCAUCGCCAUGGACGACGCCGGCGCUGCCAUGUUGGCUGAGGCGGGCGUCAUCCCCGACCUCAUCCAGCUGCUCAACGCUCAGCAGGAGGACGAUGAGUUUGUGUGCCAGAUCGUCUUCGUCUUCUACCAGAUGGUCUUCCACCAGGUCACCCGGGACAUCAUCAUCAGAGACACGCAGGCCCCUGCCUACCUCGUGGACCUGAUGCACGACAAGAACGCAGAGAUCCGCAAGGUGUGCGACAACACCCUGGACAUCGUGGCCGAGUGUGACGAGGCGUGGGGCAGAAGGAUCCAGAGUGAGAAGUUCCGCUGGCACAACUCCCAGUGGCUGGAGAUGGUGGAGAGCCAGCAGCUGGACUCGGCCGGGGAGCCCUACGUGUUCGGGGACGACCCCGGCAACGGGGACCCCUUCCUGGACAGCGAAGACAUGAUCCUGGAGAGACCCGACCUCUUCUACGGCGCAGACGGGGCCAUCAGUCCAGAGUUCUUCAUCGACCUCCAGAACGGAGACAUGGGCCAGACGCCGGGCUUCAUGGGCAGUCUAGCGGAGCAGUGUGUGGCUGCUGCCCCCGGGGGGCGACCCGCCACCGCCUACGGCUUCCGGUCCGACGAGCAGUUCCUCUACAACUACCUCGCUACCGCCUCCCGCUAGCUGGAGUUACCGGUUACACACACACACACCACUACAGCCAAAGCUAUUGGUUAAAUACAUAUAAACAUGCACACACAUAUUUCUGUGAAGAUAUUUGUAUGUUAAUGCAUGAUUAAUAUAAACCUUUGACAUAAAAUAUAUAUAAAUGGUUAUUGAAAUAAUUAAAUUAUAGUUCUAUAUUAUAUAAUUCUAAGCCAGUAAACUCAUGUAAUAGCAUUAUGUAUUCAAUAGGCAUAGUUAUUCAAAUGGUGUAAAAUGUGUUAAGAAACCGUGUAAUGUAAAUAAGAAGCCAGGUAUUUAAUGUGUGCCUGUAUCCCGAGGUGCGUCUGGUGGGCCGGGUGAUCCGGGUAGUUCCGGUCCUCCGACCGGGCCGGGCCGGGGGGGGUGAUCCGGGUAGUUCCGGUCCUCCGACCGGGCCGGGGGGGGUGAUCCGGGUGGUUCCACUCGGACCGGGCGAUCGCUGAGAGUUACCCGUUCCACCUCUUUGCACUUCGUUCAAAUCCAACACUGGACCGAUUGUCAUUCGGACAUUGAAAACAUGUCGUUGUUUGGAAUAUGCAAAAAGAUAAAUUGAAUGUAUUUCAUGCUUUUGCUGCAAAAAAUGUUCAGGAGUUCUGCUUAUUUAGAUGUUUUGUAUUUGUUGAACAAUGUGCCUAAUAUGCUGCUGGUUUCAGGAUGCCUUCUGUGUUACUGUCAAUAAAAUAUGGAUGAACAACUG